Messenger RNA from Cuscuta europaea, 2677 nucleotides. The record is from the annotation of a GenBank genome assembly. NCBI's taxonomy places the organism in Eukaryota, Viridiplantae, Streptophyta, Magnoliopsida, Solanales, Convolvulaceae.
GUGGCUUCCUCUCUCUUCGUUUUCAUCAUUCUCGGCGCCCUUCCCCCCAAUAGCUCAUCAUUACCGGUUCGUAUAAUCUUAUCUGUAGGCUUCUUCCAAUCCACGCUCCCUUUGACUUUGAAUCUGGUCAACCUUACGCCAACUAGUGCACUACUCGUGCCUCAGCUUUACUGAGCCCGGCGAGCUAUUUCUCCCCAGGUUCGGCCUAGUCCAUGCUUCAUAUGGUAAGAAUGAGCCUAAUCCUCAUGGAGGUGCCUCCUCCCAUGAUUCGCCAAUCAUCACUCUAUUGCAGAAAUGGUAGUCGAAACAACCACCGGAGUCACUGCUUCCCGAAGAGAUCAUUAUCAGUUUCCGCUUCAGCUAUUGAAUGCUGCUCUGUCCUGAAGAAGACAAAAGGAGAAGAAGUGCGUGUUCGUUUUGCGCCAUCUCCGACUGGAAACCUCCAUGUUGGAGGAGCAAGAACCGCCCUUUUCAAUUACCUAUUUGCCAGGUGAAUAAGUGAGCACCAUAUAUUCGUAUGGAUAAUUCAGUGUAAAUUGUAAUUGAGAUAUUGUGACAGGUCCAAGGGUGGAAAGUUUAUUCUCCGAAUUGAAGAUACUGACUUGGAAAGAUCAACAAAGGAAUCUGAGGAAGCCGUGCUAUCUGAUCUUUCUUGGCUUGGUCUUACCUGGGACGAAGGUCCUGGCAUUGGUGGAAACUAUGGACCAUACAGGCAGUCCGAGAGGAAUGCACUUUACAAGGAGUAUGCUGAAAAACUUUUACAAUCUGGCCAUGUUUAUCGUUGUUUCUGCUCUAAUGAGGAACUGGAGAAAAUGAAAGAGAUUGCAAAAUUGAAGCAGCUACCUCCGGUAUAUACAGGAAAGUGGGCAAGAGCCACAGAGAAGGAAGUGCAAGAGGAGAUGGAAAAGGGGACCCCUUAUACAUAUAGGUUUCGAGUACCUAGUGAAGGGAGGCUGAAAAUUGAUGACCUCAUCCGCGGUGAGGGGGUGGAAGAGGGGUGUAGUGCAAGAAAAUAAAAGAGGCACAUGGCCGGACAUUAUAAUUUUGUUUGUGGCAUCAUGAAGGUUAGUUGGAAUCUGGACACUCUUGGGGAUUUUGUUAUCAUGAGAAGUAAUGGACAACCCGUUUACAAUUUCUGUGUCACUGUUGAUGAUGCUACCAUGGCUAUUUCACACGUCAUAAGAGCAGAAGAACAUUUACCCAACACCCUGAGACAAGCUUUAAUAUAUAAGUCCCUUGGAUUUCCAAUGCCUUCCUUUGCACACGUUUCUUUGAUUCUUGCCCCUGAUAGAAGCAAACUCUCAAAACGACAUGGUGCAACUUCAGUGGGCCAGUUCAAGGAGAUGGGUUAUUUGCCUCGUGCUAUGGUCAAUUACCUUGCAUUGUUGGGAUGGGGUGAUGGCACUGAAAAUGAAUUUUUUACCCUUGAGAAACUGGUUGAAAAAUUCACAAUUGACCGUGUAAAUAAAGGCGGUGCAAUUUUUGACUCCACAAAAUUAAGGUGGAUGAAUGGUCAACAUUUGAGAUAUCUACCAUCAGAAGAGUUAAUAAACAUCAUUGGUAGCCGCUGGAAGGAUACUGGUAUUCUUACAGAAUCAGGGGGGACUUUUGUACAAGAGGCUGUCCUGCUUUUGAAGGAUGGAAUCGACUUGAUAAAUGAUUCGGAGAAAGUUCUUUCAAACUUGCUAUGUUAUCCUUUUUAUGAAACCUUGACAAGUGCUGAUUAUUGGAUGAUGGGCUUCGUGAAGUCGCCGAUAGCUUGCUAGCUGCCUAUUCUAGUGGUGAGCUCUUCGCUGCACUUGAAGAAGGCCAACCCGGUUGGCAAAAGUGGGUAAAGAGCUUUGGUAAAGCACUGAAGCGGAAGGGAAAAUCUCUGUUUAUGCCCCUUAGAGUACUACUAACAGGAAAGCUUCAUGGGCCUGAUAUGGGAUCUGGUAUUGUUUUGCUCUACAAAGCUGGUCAUUCAGGGGCCAUUGCAUCUCAAGUUGGGUUUAUAUCAUUGGAUGAAAGACUUAAAAUGAUCAGAGAAGUUGAUUGGGAAUCCUUUAGCAAAGAUCCCCCUAUCCAUGAGUCUGCUGGAGUUGCCAUUCAUUGACGUCGGCAGUGUCUAUGGGCUUAAAGCCUUCAAGGCAUACCCUAACGACCUAAAGCCACAAGCCCGCAAAUAAACAGUCUAUUUUAACUUUUCUAGUAGUUGAUCUUUUCUCUCAAUUAGAAUAGCACCUUACAAUCUUUAAGAAGAGCAUUCCAGUCCAUGUAAGCUAAAUUCUGGAUUAGGCGUUCCUUUAAUAAUCAGUCCAUACUCCAUAGUGGGGAUGGAUUCAGUUUUAGACGGGUAGAAAUAGAACCAGACACCUAUUUUUUUUGGUUCCGGACCGGAGUUGGUAUCCGGAUCUGGUCCAUUUCUCCAAAGGAUCUUUCCAGUUCCAGUUCCAUUUUUUUCCCGAAAAUACUAAAAACUAGACUGGUGCAGGUUUUAACUAAUUAAGGUUCCGGUUCUCCGCUUUACUCGGAACUGCUCUGCUUCCUUGCCUAUUCCACAGCUUGGUCCUCUUCCCUAAUCCUAUGGAGUAUGGACAUGAGCAAAAUAAACCUUGAAGUUGUGUUUUUUUCUGGUUUUGAAAUUAUGUCUUCCCAGCUUGCAUUUUUGUUGUUGACACUUGACAGUGAUCUCCAG